Thlaspi arvense is the source of this 1281-nucleotide messenger RNA. NCBI's taxonomy places the organism in Eukaryota, Viridiplantae, Streptophyta, Magnoliopsida, Brassicales, Brassicaceae. The record is from the annotation of a GenBank genome assembly.
GGGUUAUACUAAAUCGGUAACGAUUAACGAACACUAUAGCUCCACCUCGACGACGAUAGAAUCAACCGUCGUCCUCCGAACCAAGCAAACUCCGAUCCCUGAGAAAUCUUAUAACCGUGGCUUCGGAUAUCUUACGGCGGUUAUUUCCGGCUCGGACCCGAAGACCUUCCCCGAUUAUCCCUUUGACCCGGCUGGAGAUGAACCUUUUCCGGUUCUGCUCCGGUCUGAAAGUCCUCGGCUAUUUCAUGAUCCUUCUCGUCGCUGCCCUCGUCGCCGUAUCUUAUUACGCCGUCGUAGUUAACACAUGGUGGCCGAUUUUAAUCGAAAGCGGCCAUGGAGCUCUCUCAGCUCUCGCCUGCUUAAUCGUCUUCGUUUUCCACUUCCUGUUGAUAAUGCUCCUGUGGAGCUACUUGACUGUAGUUUUCACGGACCCAGGUUCUGUUCCUGAGCAUCUCAGAAGAGAGCUCGAGGGUGAUAACUUGGAGGCUGCUGCUUCGACAGAUCCAGGAGCUUUUGGUUACUGUCCCAAAUGCCGGAAUGUUAAGCCGCCUCGUUGCCAUCAUUGUUCUGUUUGUCAAAGGUGUGUUCUUAAGAUGGAUCAUCACUGUGUUUGGAUUGUUAAUUGUGUUGGAGCGCGUAAUUACAAGUUUUUCCUUCUCUUUCUGUUGUAUACUUUUCUCGAGACAUUGUUGGACGUUGUAGUAUUGCUUCCAAGUUUUAUCAAAUUCUUCAGCGAAGCUAUGAAGCAUUCUUCCUCUCCUGGCAAACUGGCCUCACUCGUUCUGGCAUUUGUUCUUAACUUAGCAUUCGUUCUCAGCCUUCUCUGUUUCGUAGUCAUGCAUGUCUCUCUUCUCUCAACAAACACUACUUCAGUCGAGGUUCAUGAGAAAAAUGGAGAUGUCAGAUGGAAAUAUGACUUAGGAAAGAAGAAAAACUUCGAGCAGGUUUUUGGGAAGAAGAAAGCGUUUUGGCUCCUCCCAUUGUACUCUAAAGAUGAUCUCCAUAGCAUAACUUCACUCAAAGGCCUUGAGUUUCCGACUCGUUCUGACAUCAACCCUUGAUUGAAACCAAGAAUCAAUCAAACAUCGUCGCAACUUUCCCUCCAUUGUAGUUAACUCUGUCAAAAUGUAUUCUGAUAGCACAUUGUGAUAGUGAAAAUUGAUUUGAUUCAUUUGUAUACUACAUACCAACAUCAACUAUACCAUCUUGUUUAAAGUCUGAGUUCGUUACUUGACAUGUUGUGUUUCCCUUAAUGAUUUGAUGUUCUUUCACCUAUUCCGU